Molecule: messenger RNA, 324 nt
Organism: Protopolystoma xenopodis
Lineage: Eukaryota; Metazoa; Platyhelminthes; Monogenea; Polystomatidea; Polystomatidae
Source: the annotation of a GenBank genome assembly
AUGCACGCACGCACGCACGCACGCACGCACAUGCAUCAACGCGCAUACGUGCAGCAUCGAGGCAAAGGCGUGAGUGUCAAAUGGCCAAGUGAUUUGUCAUGCAAUCGGGAGAAACCAGCCCAGUUGUUGGGCCUGUGCUUAGGCCGGGUCGGGUCGGGUCGAGUCGAGUCGAGUCGAGUCGAGUCGAGUCGUGUGGCGCAAGGUGCUCUGGGCCAGAGGGUAGCGAUUUCAGACAAGCCCGUGCAAGUACAGCUCCACGGCCUGAUCAAUAGGCCCCGGCGAUGGGAGAAAGUUGCGGCCCGUCUGACUGGCCCGCCCAGUUGA